Molecule: messenger RNA, 1145 nt
Organism: Scylla paramamosain (green mud crab)
Lineage: Eukaryota; Metazoa; Arthropoda; Malacostraca; Decapoda; Portunidae
Product: cholinesterase 2-like
Exons: 5
Coding region: 31-882 (283 amino acids)
Molecular function (GO): serine hydrolase activity
Source: RefSeq, a predicted model, not a curated record
CAGAUUAAUGGAGACGCUAGCUUCCCGGUGAUGGUUUGGCUUCAUGGGGGAAGGUUCACCCAUGGCAGUGCCCAGGAGUACCCUCCUCACGUCCUCCUGGACCACGACAUCGUGCUGGUGGUGGUGCAAUACCGGCUGGGUGUCCUGGGCUUCCUGUCUACCGAGGACUUGGCGAUGCCUGGGAACCUGGGCCUCAAGGACCAGACCCUGGCGCUCCGGUGGGUGAAGACCAACAUUCACCUCUUUGGCGGAGACAACAUGCGGGUCACCAUCUUCGGUGAGAGUGCCGGCAGCGCAGCCGCCCACCUCCUCAUGUUCGUCCCGGAAGUUCAAGAUCUUUUCUACCGUGCUAUCAUGCAGUCUGGAACAGCACUGACGUCCUUGACUAUCAACAAUAAUCCUCGCAAAGAGGCAAUUGAAGUGGGCGGCAGCCUUGGGUGUCCCACAGACCAGGGCAGCAACACGCUCCUUCUGUGCCUGCAGGGGCUGGAUGCAAAGGCUCUCUUUCCUCGUUACGAAAGCUCCAGAAGAUGGGGCGUGCUGCCGCUCACCUUCACGCCCUGGGUGGACGGCCGUUUCCUGCCGCGUCACCCUGCCCUGCUGAUAAGUGAGGGGCGCAGCACCCGGGUGGACAUCAUAUCAGGCAUUACCAGAGACGACGGGGCUCUUUUCACCUUGCCUGCAUUGGCAAAGAAACAGUUACUGGAGGAGCUACAGUACAAUUUUAGCAUGGCCGGGUCUGCGUCCCUUCAGCUUGAGGGCAGGAGUGAGGACCCGGAGGCUGUAGCCCGCCAGCUGUACCUCCACUACUUGGGCACCACGCACGUCACCGAGGCGCACGCUGACGACUUCAUGAGGGUGAGCACCAACACUGGAGCCUAAGUCUGUUUUUUGCUGCAUAUGCUCCGUAAACUUUGGAUGUAUUUGCAAUGUGAAAAUUACUUGUUUACAUAUACGACAUAAGGAUGAUAAGACACGGCUCUACGUGAGGGGAUGUUACACCUUAACACUUGAGACAAGAGGAUGCCGGCAGUGUUUUCACUGUUCAUUCUUAAAUUCGCGCCUAUGUUACAUUUUAAACAUACAGAACUGCCAGCUGGUGUUCUGUACGGUGAACUUUUCCGUGAUCAUUCUGCUGUGAAAAA